AUGAAAAACAGACACUCUACUUGCAGCGAUUCAGCACCCGAAAGUGAAACCGAGAUACGGUUAUGCCCUGAGAAGGAUGAGAUAUCGAGCGACGAACAGAAGUUACCACCCGUUGACGGAGGAUUCCAGGCAUGGAUGUUUCUAGGAGCUUGUGUAAUGAUUGAGGCUUUGAUAUGGGGAUUUGCAUUCGCCUUUGGAGUCUUCCAGAAGUACUAUCACGACCAUGAAUUCUUCCAGGGCUCUAAUAUGGUAGCGGUGAUUGGAACAUGUGCUACAGGAAUAUCAUAUUUGAGUUGCCCACUGGUCAUUAUUGGCAUGAUCCUUCUUCCUCAAUGGGGUCGUUGGUUCUCAUCUUUCGGACUGGUUUUAAUGUGCCUGUCUCUUGCUUUGGGUUCCUUUUCUUCCAACGUUACUCACCUCGUCCUCUCCCAAGGAGUUGGCUUUGGAAUCGGCGGUUGUAUAGCCUACAGUCCCUCCAUCUUGUAUAUGGAUGAGUGGUUCGUCCACCGCAGAGGACUCGCAUUCGGUAUCACCUGGGCUGGAUCUGGUGUCUCCGGACUGAUUUUCCCCAUUGGAUUGGAAAAGCUAUUGACUCGAUUCGGAUUCGAAACUACUCUCCGAAUUAUCGCAAUUAUUAUUUUCGUCCUUGCUGCGCCCUUCUUAUACUUCCACAAACCCCGACUACCGGUUAGCAAGACCGUCAACUACCAGCGCUUGAAUUUCCGAUUCCUCACCACCAAGAUCUUCUGCAUCUAUCAGCUGGGUAACAUACUAGAGGCGCUGAGCUUCUUUCUGCCGGGCAUCUAUCUUCCGACCUACGCGCGCAGCAUCGGUGCUACGGAUUUUCUUUCAUCGCUAACCAUCACACUCCUGAAUCUGGCGUCGGUUUUCGGAAGCGUCAUUAUGGGCCAUUUGACAGAUCGAUACCACGCAAUCACCUGCAUUACCAUCUCAACUGUCGGCAGCACUCUAUCUGUGUUUUUCCUCUGGGGUUUCUCGUCAAAUAUGGCGACUUUGUUAGUCUUUUCCGUCGCAUAUGGAUUAUUUGCGGGCUGUUACUCGGCAACUUGGUCCGGAAUAACGCACGAGGUCCGGAAAGUCGAUCCGACUGCCGAUGCGACGAUCAUCUUCUCGAUUAUUGCCUUUGGGCGCGGAAUCGGAAAUGUCGUCAGCGGUCCCUUCAGUGAGGCUUUGCUUGACAUAGACAGCUGGAAGGGUUCCGCUGUUGGGGGCUAUGGUAGUGGCGACUAUCAAAAUGUGGGAGGCUUUGCCGGCAGCAUCCGGGAGGAUGAAAAUGUGUUCUGUCCUGUUCUUGUCACGACGCCAACAUUUCUCACACAUCUAGAGAUAAUAUGGAAUGACUAUGAAACAUAA
This is a messenger RNA of Penicillium paradoxum, 1374 nucleotides long. RefSeq lists its product as uncharacterized. Bases 1 to 1374 code for a protein of 457 amino acids. Lineage: Eukaryota; Fungi; Ascomycota; Eurotiomycetes; Eurotiales; Aspergillaceae. The transcript has 4 exons. Gene Ontology annotation, molecular function: transmembrane transporter activity. Gene Ontology annotation, cellular component: fungal-type vacuole membrane. The record is from RefSeq and is a predicted model, not a curated record. Gene Ontology annotation, biological process: transmembrane transport.